AGUGCCUUGUUCCUUAACCUGCACAUAGGAAAUCCCAGCAAUGUUUAAAACCUCAAGAGCAGCUUGGACUCUCUGUCUGCACUAGGAAUUAAUCAGGGGCCAAAGUGAGAUCUUGAGGAGUGUCGCUGCGGUCUCUGGAGAUGGAGGCUGGCCUCAGUGAGUGCUGAGAUGUGGCAUCUGUGGGGCUGGGAGAUAAACCUGGCUCUGGCUCUGCUCCCUGGUCAGCUACGUCUGGCUCUGCAGGGCAGGUGUCCCAAGUCUUUUAAGCAGAGAGAUGCAGGGCGCUGAGCCCCAGCCCUUCCUCUCUGAAAGGUUGCUAGCAGAUCAGAACACCACUUCCUUCCUGGUUUUUCUCUGAACAACCUGUUGUGAAUCAAUCCAAGAAUGAACAAAUGUAAGAAGCCUUACGUUGACCAGACUACAAACCUUGAAAAGUUCAGUCCUGAAAUUAUUUCCGAAAUUGAAAAGCUCUUUGCAAAGAAGUUUACUUACACUAAGCCAGUAAAUAAUGAAUGGCAGCUACCAGAUCCCAGCGAUGCUUUUACGUGCGAUCACAAGGAAUUCAACUCGCUCCUGGCUCUGAAGGACUCGAUGAAUGAAGUGAAGAAUCAACUGAGUGAUAAGAACCUGAAUGAAUGGCAUCAGCACACCUCGUUUACCAAUAAAGCUGGGAAAAUAAUUCCUCAUGUGAAGAAAUCUCUGAAUGCUGAGCUCUGUACCCAGGCGUGGUGCAAGUUUCACGAGAUCCUAUGCAGUUUUCCUCUUCUCCCUGAAGAAGCUCUUCAGGAUGGAGAGCUGAAUUCUGUCCACCUCUGUGAAGCACCCGGAGCUUUUAUAGCCAGUCUCAAUCACUACUUGAAAUCCCACCAUGUCCCUUGCGACUGGAAUUGGGUAGCUAAUACUCUAAACCCAUAUCACGAAGCAAAUGACACCCUUAUGAUGAUCAUGGAUGACCGUCUUAUAGCAAAUACAUUGCCGUGGUGGUACUUUGGCCCGGAUAACACUGGUGAUGUGAUGACAUUGAAACAUCUAACAGGACUCCAGAACUUUGUAAGUAAUAUGAGCACCGUUCACCUGGUAACUGCUGAUGGCAGCUUUGAUUGCCAGGGGAAUCCAGGGGAACAGGAGGCUCUUGUCUCACCCCUUCAUUACUGUGAAACAGUCACUGCUUUAAUGAUCCUGGGCGCUGGGGGAUCCUUUGUUUUGAAGAUGUUCACGCUGUUUGAACACUGUUCUACCAACCUGCUCUUUCUGCUAAACUGCUCUUUUGAGGAGGUCCAUGUCUUUAAGCCAGCCACUAGCAAAGCUGGAAACUCGGAAGCCUAUGUGAUUUGUCUUCGUUAUAUGGGCAGAGAAAGCAUUCAUCUGCUGCUUUCGAAGAUGAUACAGAACUUUGGAACAGAAAUGGUCAAAAAAGCACUUUUCCCCCAGCAUACGCUACCAGAAUCUUUUCUUAAAAUACAUGAAGAGUGUUGCAUCUUCUUCCACAAGUGCCAGGUAGAGACUAUCUCUGAGAACAUCCACCUCUUUGAGCGCAUGGAAGAAGCAGAGCAGACGAAACUGAACAAGUUAAGAGAUUGUGCGGUAGAGUUCUACAUGCAAAGACUUCAUAUGAAACCCAUUGCCAGAAAUAACUGGCUUGUCAAGAAAUCUCAGACUGGUUGCAGCAUGAACGCGAAGUGGUUUGGGCAAAGAAACAAAUAUUUUAGUACGUAUAAUGAAAGGAAGAUGCUGGAAACCCUUACGUGGAAUGAUAAAGUGGCAAAGGGCUAUUUUAAUCACUGGGCUGAAGAACAUAGCUUAAAUAAUGUUGGUAAAAUGUGCAUCUUGGAAGGAUCGGCUUCUAACCUCGAGUGUAGCUUGUGGUACAUUUUGGAAGGAAAAAGACUACCAGUGGUAAAAUGUUCUCCGUUUUGUGAUGGUCAAGUCUUGGAAAAUCUUAACGAAGCUAUGAACGAAUUGGUGAGGGGGAGGCUGAAAAGCAGGCACAUGCUGCAGAUUUGCCACUCGUGUGAAGUUCUUCCUGGGGAACUGAUUCUGGCAGAAGUGUCUGAUCUUUCCAGGUGCCAUCAGGAAGCCCUCAAUGAAAGGUGCAGUGCCCAAUUCAAGUGCCUCGUGGUGGACUUUCCAUCCCUCUGUGAUACUGAAAGCCAGCCUAGUAUGGAAGUAAAGCUCCUGAACUCGGCCACACUGCUGACUUUCAGUUUCUCUUUGCUUUAUGAUGGAGAACCAAAGUACCAGCAGCAGCUUUUGGAGUGCGUUCUGCAUUCGCUGAAUCAGCUUACAGUGGGAGACGCGUUGAUUUUGCCUAUUCUCUCUUGUUUUACACGCUUCACGGCCGGCCUGGUCUUUAUACUGCACUGCUGUUUCAGAUGCAUCACAUUCUCUUGUCCGACCUCCCACGAGCCUCUAAGGACUAGUGCCGCUUUGCUGUGUGUUGGUUACCGAGGCAUCCCAAAUCCAAUUGUUGAAUAUCUGCAGCAUCUGAAUAAACUAAUGAGCUCUUUACUAGACACAGACUCUCCCCAGCAGGUUUUGCAGUUUGUGCCUAUGGAGGUUCUCCUCCAGGGCAAGCUGUUGGAGUUUUUAUGGGAUUUAAACACAGCCAUUGCAAAGAGACAACUGCACCUGAUUGUGCAAGCUAAGCAGCAGCAAAUGACUGGUGAUGUUUCACUUUAAAAUAGUUCUAGAAUUGAGCAAGUUGCUGCUGCUAGACCUUGUUUCACAGGCAGGUAGAAGGUGUUAAAAACAUUGUGAAUGCGAAGGUAAUGUUGCUGUAAAACCUCGGUGUGACAUUGUUAAGUGUCACAGAGGAUGUUUUGAGCUAUCGAUCACACUUGUACCGUAUUGGCCUGUCCUACAGAAACCUGAGGCUUAAUCUCAGGCAUGGGGGACUUAGGAAGGACGAUGAUGGAAAUGGAGAAACUGUUUCUCCUCUCACAGCUUUCCCUGAGCAAAUUCCUUUGCGGGUCACCUGGGUCAGAACUUGCAGCCUUCGUGAUGAGAGGCGGUGUGGUGCUUUAUACCUGUUGCAUCAGGCCAGGCGAUGGGGGAUCCGGUUGUGUGACAUUAGCUCUCUUCUGCAGAGUUUUGACCCAGCCCUGUCCUUUUCCAGGGUUUGUAGAAGCAGAAACGUGAGGCUAGAACACCCGGCAGCCUGCAAGCCUGAUGUAAGACUUGGGGAUAAGUGUCCUGGGAGCAGACAGCUGCCCUGCAAAGGCUGGGUUAAAAGUGACCGCCUGUCAGCAGUAGCAGAGGUGUCCAGGCAAAGAUGCUCUUUGGUUUUAAUUUUGUUUAUGCGAAGAGCAGCAGGCUGUAUGGUUUUUGACAGGCUGUUUUAUGGCUUUGUCUCCCCAUCAAUGAUUGAGCUGUUAAAAUGUUAUUUUUAUGUGGUUUAUGGAUCCUCCUUAAAAUAAUUUGAGACUCCUGAGUAUGAAGACUUGCAUCUGUCUAUGGCAGCAGCUAUUAAUGAGGAGCUGUAAAUGUUUUUCCAGGCUAAAAAUAUGAUAUACAGCUUUGUGUAUCAAGGAAUGCUUUGGGUACCGCUGCAGGAGCAUUAAACUGAAGAAAUAUGUGAUAACUUUGGGAAAGUAUGAUUAAGAUUUUAGUUGGUUCCCCGUAAGGAUAGAAAUGAUGAAAUUGGUAACUGACUGUUCCUUUAAGGGAGUCAAAUUUUAUUUUCCAUAUUGCUCCUUUGAGAGCUAAAUUUUGAGGCCUAACUUGUGUCUAUUAACAUUUAGUUUUAAGUUUGUAGUUUACAUGGGGGGAAAAAAAAACCUGCUCAGAGGGAGAAAUGAUGUUUAAAGGAAAAAUGGCUUUGCUGUUGAUCUCAUAGAAAAAAAAUCAAAAGAAUGGAGUUAGUAAGAAGGAAAAUAUAGUCUCCUGAUGAAUUACCAGUCGCCUUCUGGAAGCACUUCUAAUUAUAUAAUGUGGGAGCUUGAAGGAUAAUUGAUUACUGGUGAGGAUUAAAAGCACUGCUGAAAAACUGUGUUGUCUGGAGGUGCUGCACAUUUAAUAGGCUUUCUUGCCACGUUGAUCGGGGCAGAGUUGAAUGUGUUUAACAGUUCAUUUUUUUUAUUUAAGAAUUUGAUAUGUGAAUGAUUUGAUGGCUCAGGUCUGACUAAUUCAUAACAUUUUCUGAAAAUCUUGCUUUUUAGUGGCAUGUGAAUAGCAGCUGCCUAACAAAAGCUUCUGGGAUUGGUCAUUGUCUGUUAAUUUAUUGAAAUGAACUUGGUCUUUUUGCUGUGAGCUGAGUCAUGGUUCCUCUCUCAGACCAGGAAGGGAACAGAGGCUCCAGAUUGGAGUAAUAGCUUCUCCUGUAAAUCAUUUUUGAACCUGUAAACUCAAGAGUGCAAGCAGGGCCACAGAUGAAUUUCAGUGAGGAAUAAAAAAGAAAUAGUGAAAAGCAGAAUAGAGAAAGGAGGAAGAAAUAUUGUAGAAGAACAGAUGAUGAGACAGUAUCAAAGAUCACCUGUAAAAGUUGUCUUUAUUCAAAACAAAAAGCAGGAUAAAGGUAUUGUCCACCAAAGACACCUCUGUGGCUCUGCCACUGCUUCCGAGGUGAUUAAUGAAGAUGUCUUGUAAAUUAGGGGUAAAUGAGAUUUCAAGUGCGUGGGUGUGCUUACACUGUGAUAUUCUGCUGUGGAGGCAUGAGUAGCCAGAAGCAUCUCAUCUAGUAGACACUUAAAUAACUUGUUUUUUUCUUACUAACAUUACUCUAAUAUUUUGAAAUUAUUAUUUUAUAGGUAAAGUAAAAUCUUGAGGUGACCGACAGGCUGUGAGAGAAAGCACAUUUAUUUUUUCAAGCUUUCCUUGGUCUGUUCUGUCUGUCUGACAAACUAUGCAGAUUUACUUGAGAUUCCUCCUAUCCCACUGUUCCCUGUAUCAUCAGUCUCCAUUUUUUCAUUUAUUUUUAGGAAAAAAAAAAAUUAGAUGGUCACAAAGCUUUGGGGGAGUUAGGACUGUGUACUUCAAGAUACACUAGACUUAGCUAGUGGGGAAAAAUAAUCCAUCUGUGUGGAAGUACCCCCCAAAAAAUGUGUGCAAGCUGUCCUGUGGAAAGCCAGGUCUCUAAACCAAAGGAAAUCCAGUGUCCUGUGGAUCCCGAUGCCCAAUUUUCUCUGGUAAUUUUUUGUUGGCAGACAUGGGGAGAUGACAAGAGAAAUGCUUUGAUGACAGCUGCUGCUUCGGUUGAAAAGAAAGGAUAUGUUUUGGAGAGUCUUUUUUUAUUAUUGUUGUUUUAAUGGCAGGAGUUUCAAAGUUGGGGAUGACACUUGUCCUUUUAAUUGUGAGAAUCCUGCCUUGUCCUAGCUGUCUUUAGACCAAAGAUUUCUUUGAGAGAAGUGACACUUAAUUUCUGUUGUGACUUUUGGAAUAUGUAAGAAUGCAUGGGAAGAAGGGAUUAACCUUUGUGGAGAGGGUCUGAUGACUCCUGCCUUCACCAAGGCUGUCAGGUUUUGGCCAAUUUGAUUUGAUUUUGGGUGACACCUGAUGCAGUGUCUCAGUAUCCUGGCUGAUUUAAAGUUGGGUUUUUUUACCUGUUUGAAGAUGAACUGGGUAUUGGUUUUCAUAAUUAGGAGCUUCAGGUUUUACACAGGGGAAAAUAGAGGGGGUGGAGAGAAGUUGAUUAUGAUAUGGUCGAGAUUGAUGCCAACUUGGGGUGAAUUUAGAUUUGCAGCUCUGCUGUUGCAGGUUUCCAAUGAAGAGCUGAUAUCUAGGCCCAAUGAUUGGCUACAACCUAUGUUGUUUUUCUGAAACUCUUUGCAUCUUUUGUUUUAAGCCAGCAUCACUUUUUGACAUCAGUUGCAUGAGGGUUGAAUGAAUUAGGUACUCCACUAAGUGAAAAAUGCUGAUUAUUUUUUUUUAGGUUGAGUUCCAUUAAAGUUAAGAGUCUUGCUACUUAUUUUUACUUAUUUUGUAUUGUAUUUAUUAUAUUCAUUUGGAUGUGCACAGAUUGUAUGUGUUCUUGCCACUGGCUUUCCAAUUUAAUUUCUGCAAAGCAUAAUGAGAUUUAUAGUAUGAAAUCCAGUAGUCUAUUAAAAUGGUACUAAUUGGUGUCUAUUCAUCUUAAUUUAAGCUGGAUCUAUCAAAUUACUAGUUGUAAAAGUAGGAUAUGUAGCAGAAUUGUAUUCUGUUAGAAAAACAACUUGGGACUUAAUGGGAAGAGAUUAAUACUACCUAUGAAGAAAGUAGGAGAAAAGAAAAACACACUUUGAUUUCUGGCCCAUGAGCUGGGCGCUUUAGGAUGCGGAAUAGCAGAAUAAUUGAAUCCUUAAUUUGCUGGAAGUAAGGGUUGAUCGCGAAGCUGAAGCCUCAGAGCCUUAUAGCUUCCUGCUACCAUUGCUAAAAAGUGUCUUUUGACAUCACUUUAAUUUCUGGUUAAUUUUCAGCAUGUUUUUAGUAGUGAAGUGGGGGAGAUCCUGUGUAACUUACUGUUUUGGGGGGUAUGAAAUGGGUUUGUUUUUCAGUAUUUGUCCCUGUGUCCCACUUCUCAACCUGAGCCUCUAAAUUUCAGCUUGUAGCCUUUGAAUAUCAGUCCCUUAUUUUUUUUUAGCACUUUAGUGAGUGAAGACUGUGAUGAAAAUUUCCUUGCCAAAGUCUCUAAUGGUUUUUCCAUCUCCUUGGUGCAACUAUUUUUGUGAAUGCCAUGCCGAUACCCUUAGUUCCAGUUCUUUGUGCGCUUCAGUCACUUGACAGAAGGAUCAAAUGGAGCUGUUUAUGCCAGAAAUGCUCUUGACCCAUGGCUGUUCGUGCAGCUGAUGGGAUUUGCUAGCCUUUCCUUGCUCAAAAUUCUUAAAAAAGGCUUUGAGGUGUAAUCACCUGAACAUACAGUUGACCAGUUGCGUGCUGCCUUUCUUGUAUGCACGGGUAUGUUCGUGUUUGCACAUGUGGAAACCCUCAGGAUUGUACAGCCAUGAAACUUUUGCUUUGUAACUAACACGUGUGCUUUUGUUUGGAAGGAUAUAUGUGUUUUUCUAAGUAGAUGAAGGGAUGUAUGUGGCUGUUUCAUAUUUUUACUUGGUCUGGAAAUGAGUGUUAAAAGACCUUUUUUCUUUUUGAAAGGAAAAUAAAUGUUAUUUGGAGAAAAUAAAGUAUUUUAUGUUAGGUUUUAAAUGUUUCUAUUUAUGUGUUUCUUU
Grus americana (Whooping crane) is the source of this 7136-nucleotide messenger RNA. RefSeq names its product cap methyltransferase 2 (gene CMTR2). The record is from RefSeq and is a predicted model, not a curated record. The transcript has 3 exons. Gene Ontology annotation, molecular function: methyltransferase cap1 activity. NCBI's taxonomy places the organism in Eukaryota, Metazoa, Chordata, Aves, Gruiformes, Gruidae. Gene Ontology annotation, cellular component: nucleus; cytoplasm. Bases 385 to 2679 code for a protein of 764 amino acids. Gene Ontology annotation, biological process: 7-methylguanosine mRNA capping.